Messenger RNA from Ctenopharyngodon idella (grass carp), 4483 nucleotides. It is a transcript of the gene fgfr1b, whose product is annotated as fibroblast growth factor receptor 1b. The coding region runs from base 464 to 3091 and encodes 875 amino acids. The record is from RefSeq and is a predicted model, not a curated record. Gene Ontology annotation, molecular function: fibroblast growth factor binding; ATP binding; fibroblast growth factor receptor activity. NCBI's taxonomy places the organism in Eukaryota, Metazoa, Chordata, Actinopteri, Cypriniformes, Xenocyprididae. The transcript is spliced from 17 exons. Gene Ontology annotation, biological process: positive regulation of cell population proliferation; positive regulation of kinase activity; multicellular organism development. Gene Ontology annotation, cellular component: membrane; signaling receptor complex.
GGAAGAAGCGCUGCUGUGAGCGACAGAGAAAGCGCAAGACAAACACGUAGGCUACGUUUUGUGACUCGUAAAUCUUCGUAUGCCGCGAGACUCCCGCAACGAGUUUAUGAAUGAAAAACUUCCCAAACAGCAAAGUCGUGGACAUUUUCUCACGGUUCCUCUACGCACCUGGACCAAAAACUUUUGUUUGGUUCAACUGGUUUGAACGUGACUCUAUUUUCCCCUCGCUACUUUUGCAAAAACAGACGCGUCGCACGAGAUAAAUCUGGCUGAGUGGCUUGUUUUUAUUCACUUCAGUGUGGGACAUUUUCUUCGGAGAUCGCUUGUUGUGGAGUAAUGCUUUACAACCCUAAAUAACUCCCACAAGAAGUGCACUUCAACACAGUACAGUGCUCAGAAUAACAUCCAGAGGUAGCUCUAUGCUGCUGGUGUUGAUGGCCCAGUGCUGCCCACAGCUGUGUGAAUGAGCUGUUUCGGCCCACCCUCUUCGCCCAGCUGCCGUGGCAUGGCUUCUCUCAGGAUGAUGAAGUCAUGGCAUUUGCUUCUCCUGUGGGUUAUUCUAGCUCACCUCCCCUUGGCCCACUCACGUCCCGCAGUAACCGAACAAGUCCGAACAGAGGUGAAAAUGGAGCUGUACACAUUGUUCCCUGGGGAGCGUUUGGUGCUGCAGUGCUUGGCUCAAGACGAGACCCCGAUUGUAGGCCUAGGGGUCAUCUGGACUAGAGACCACGCUGCAUUGCUGAAUGGAGACCGCAUGCGGGUGAACGGGGGCCAGCUGGAGAUCGGGUCAGUGGAGCCGACAGACUCUGGGCUUUACUCCUGCACUGUCCAGAGCUUUCUGGGCAACCACUCUGCCUAUUUCAUCGUUAAUGUGACAGGUCAUGCAGUAGCGUCUUCUGAGGAUGAGGAUGACGAUGAGUCAUCGUCAGAAGAGAACAAGCCGUCAAGUAGCCAAGAGCUCUUACCGAUGGCACCUCACUGGGCUCAACCUGAAAAGAUGGAAAAAAAGCUUCACGCCGUACCGGCUAGCAAAACGGUGAAAUUCCGAUGUCAGGCCGAGGGAAACCCAACUCCGAAACUUCGCUGGUUAAAGAAUGGAAAAGAGUUCAAAAGAGACCAGCGCAUCGGGGGCUACAAGCUGCGGGAACACAUGUGGACCAUAAUCAUGGAGUCUGUAGUGCCCUCAGACAAGGGCAACUACACAUGCCUGGUGGAGAAUGAAUACGGAAGCAUCAAUCACACCUAUCAGCUGGAUGUCGUGGAGCGAUCACCUCACAGGCCCAUCCUGUAUGCUGGUCUCCCUGCAAACCGAACGGCUGUGGUUGGCAGUGACGUAGAGUUUGAAUGCAAGGUUUUCAGCGAUCCCCAGCCUCACAUCCAGUGGCUCAAACACAUAUUGGUGAACGGAAGCCAACUGGGACCUGAUGGACACCCUUACGUACGCGUCCUAAAGACGGCUGGCCUCAACACCACCGACAAGGAGAUGGAGGUGCUCCAGUUGAGGAAUGUGUCCUUUGAGGAUGCUGGGGUGUAUACUUGCUUGGCGGGCAAUUCUAUCGGGAUCUCUCAUCAUUCAGCAUGGUUGACCGUUGUCAAAGCUCCCACCGCUCCCUCUGCAGUCCCCAGUCAGUCCUACCUGGAGGUGUUGAUCUACUGCGUAGGAUUCUUCCUCAUCUUCCUCAUGGUAGGAAUCGCCACCAUCGUCAAAGUCCGCAGCUCCUCCAAGAAGAGCGACUUCAACAGCCAGCUGGCCGUCCAUAAGCUGGCCAAAAGCAUUCCUCUCCGCAGACAGGUUUCAGUGGAAUCCAGUUCCUCUCUGAACUCUGGUGUGAUGUUGGUCCGACCUUCACGACUCUCCUCCAGUGGGACCCCCAUGUUGUCAGGAGUCUCUGAGUACGAGCUGCCCCAGGACCCGUGCUGGGAGGUACCUCGAGAGAGGCUAGUACUUGGGAAACCUCUGGGAGAGGGCUGCUUUGGCCAGGUGGUGAUGGGCGAAGCCAUUGGACUGGACAAAGACAAGCCCAACCGCAUAACCAAAGUCGCUGUGAAGAUGCUGAAAUCUGACGCCACUGAGAAGGACCUGUCUGACCUCAUCUCAGAGAUGGAGAUGAUGAAGAUGAUUGGAAAACACAAGAACAUCAUCAACCUGCUCGGAGCUUGUACCCAGGAUGGCCCUCUUUAUGUCAUUGUGGAAUACGCCUCUAAAGGAAACCUACGGGAAUACCUGCGUGCCCGCCGGCCGCAUGGCAUGGAGUACUGUUACAAUCCUGACCAGGUGCCUGUUGAGAGCAUGUGUAUUAAAGACUUGGUCUCCUGUGCCUACCAGGUGGCUCGUGGCAUGGAGUACCUGGCAUCCAAAAAGGUAUUGUUGACAUUUUGUGUGAUUAAAAAAAUAACACUUUCGAUCCACAAUUUCUUCAAAAAGUGGGCUAAAAUAAAUACUUUUUUGUCUGUGUGCGCUCCUCAACAGUGUAUCCAUAGAGACUUGGCAGCACGCAAUGUACUUGUAACAGAGGAUAACGUAAUGAAGAUAGCAGACUUCGGUCUGGCCCGGGACGUUCAUCACAUAGAUUACUACAAGAAGACUACAAAUGGCCGGCUGCCUGUCAAAUGGAUGGCACCUGAGGCUUUGUUUGACAGAAUUUACACACAUCAAAGUGACGUGUGGUCUUUUGGGGUCCUUCUGUGGGAGAUCUUCACUCUGGGGGGCUCGCCAUAUCCCGGAGUGCCUGUGGAAGAGCUUUUCAAGCUACUGCGAGAAGGUCAUCGCAUGGACAGACCCUCAGCCUGCACUCAGGAGCUGUACCUGAUGAUGAAAGACUGCUGGCAUGCAGUUCCCACACAGAGGCCAACUUUUAAACAGCUGGUAGAAGACCUUGAUCGCACCCUGUCCAUGAUAUCCAAUCAGGAGUAUCUGGACCUCUCUGUGCCCCUGGAGCCCAUGUACUCUCAGGUCAUCCUGAAUGAACGAAGUUCCACCUGCUCCUCCGAUCCGGACUCUGUCUUCUUAAGAGAUUCUGGACCUGAAGAACCCUGCAUCCCCCCAACAGUUCCCCCACAGCAAACCGUUCGGUCCUUCAAAAAACGCUGACAGUAGAGGAUCUCUAUUUUUCUGCUUCCUUUGACUCAUAAACUCUGCAGGCUCAGAGACUGAGGUGUUCAGCCUGGGCCGUUCUAGCACAGAAACGCAAGCAGGAGGAAACGUUUCAAACCAGCAGACUCGCAAAGUCGAGACUGAUCAAAAUAGAGAGGCUUGUGUGGGGAACGACCAAACUUUUUGUCCACCGAUUGUCCUUCAGAGGGAUCGAUCCUCACAAAUAAGAUGUUCGAAAAGCAUCACAUAAGGAAAGAAUGCUUGUAAUCGCCAACAAAGUCAAUGGGUUGGACAAGUAAUUGCAAGUGUGCUGGCUUUGUAAAUGCGGUUAAAUUGUACAAAUAUGAAAUUAUAUAAACACUAUUGUUUUAUAUUACUAUUAUAAUUAUUAUUAUUUUUGUAUGAGCUUGUUUAUGCCUUUUUUUUGUUCAAGAAACAUGACCGCAACACCGUUGAGGUUCUGGAUAGCCCCGCCCACAAUGAAAUCUCAUUGGCCCAAAAUCAUGCUACACAUAAAAUAACAUUAAAACUGAAGUGUGUAAUUUAAGAAUGUUCAGAUACUUUUUUUGUAAGUUGGUUCCCUGGAAAAUUUGCUCCCGACCAGCUUGACAUAGGAACAUUGGCUACAUCAACCAAUAGCUUGAAUUGGGGGCGGGACUAUCUGGUUGUUCGACCAAUGGCAGAUGAAGUGAAUGCUUAGGAAACCUGUUUGAAAAUAGUUAUUUUAUAGUAAUUUUUGCCGUUUGGCAAUGCUAGUCGUGCAGAAAUUACACACUUCACCUUUAAAAGUCAAAUAUGUUCUGACUGGCUGUGAUUGUGUUAUGUCACAGCAUUUUCUCUUUCAAUGUGGAAAAAUUAACUUAUGGUUACAAUUUUAAUGUAGCGCCUGGUUAGAAGAUGGUGUCACACAGAUUUAUGGGAGUUUCUGUAUGUUGAAAUAAGCUACAAAUGAAAUCUGUUACUCAUUGCUUGCUGUUAUGGUCUUAAAGUGCGAUUACCGUUUGUUUGGUGUCCUGCAACACUAAAUUUCAGUAGUGUGAAUGAAUGUUUAGUAACUAUUAAUAUGAAACAGCUGGAAUAUGUAUGUCUGUUUAGCGUCAGCAUGGUGAUUGACAAUCUGUUUGCACCAGUUUCAAAGCAUAGCAUGUCUACAUUAUUUUAAGCUAGACUCUCAAAUGACAGGGUUUAUAUGACAGGAUUGGCAAGUCGUUGUGAGGAAUGGUGUAAAUUAGUUCUCAAAAAGAGUUUUGAUGCUUGUGUGAUUAUGUAUGUCCUGAUGUGAAUUUUAAGGCAGUGGCCAUGCACUUAUAUUCAGGCUGUCAAUAAGCUGACUGAUAUUGCCUUUCCUGUGGGAAUAUAAAUAAAAAAAUGUUAUAUAUAAAAUUAAAA